Schistosoma curassoni is the source of this 2872-nucleotide messenger RNA. NCBI's taxonomy places the organism in Eukaryota, Metazoa, Platyhelminthes, Trematoda, Strigeidida, Schistosomatidae. The record is from the annotation of a GenBank genome assembly.
GUUGACAUAUAUUUACAGAAGAGAUAUUUAACGAUCAUGCUAACAGAUUAGCAUGACAAUGUAACAUUGUGAGAUCUUUUCCCAUUAGUAAAGGUAGAUUUGACCUUCGGAGUCAGACAACCUUGCUUUCUGUUUUGUUUAAAACUGGCGUGUUGUUGACUAAGGACUGGCUUUGAAUUACUUGUAAUGAGUUGUGAUUAAUGCUAAUUUUACCAGGUUUUUGCUAUUGUGAAUACGCCUACCAGCCAUAUCUGGGAUUAGAUGAUUCGUCUUGGUUUUCCCUAUCCGAUUAUCCUGGGCGUUAUUUUGUUCGUUAAUGCUUACAGAAUCCCAUAGAAGUUUCGUGUGACAGCGUGCAUGUCUCUUAAUCCUGAUCAACUGGAUCUUGUACCUGAUGAUCUGCUUAAUGAUCAAGUCCAAGUAGAAACGGUUCAUCAAGUUUCAUACAAUAAUAAUAAUAAUAAUAAUAAUAAUAAUAAUCGAAGUAACCUGGAUGCAUUAGGAAUGGCCGCUGGAGUGUCACCUUACGGAACAAAUAACCCAUCUGCAAUGUCUGCAGCAGCAGCAGCCGCUCUUUUAAUACAAGCUGCAGCUGUAAAUGAAUCACCAUCUAAUAAUGUAACUUUUUCCGGAAGACGUUGUUCAACUUCAAGCCUUCUAGAAUCACCACAACCAUCUCCUUUAUCUUCAUCUAUGAUUUCAGUAGCUGCACAACAAGCUGCCUUAGCUGCUGCUCAAGCUAUUGCCAGUCCUCGAUCUCCAUCAGCUAGUUCUAGCACAUCUAAUUUUCAGGCGGCGGUGUUAUCAUUGGCUUUAGCUGCUUCAUCCACGUGUACAACAAUUAGCAAUUCUUCUAGUUCCGAACUUCGUGAAUGUCAACGUUCAUUACUUGGUCAUUCUGCUAUGAAUGAUCUUAUCUCCCUUUCUGAACAACAUCCAAAAUUACUAACUGCACAUUCUACACUAGCAUCUGUGUUUAGAAGACGUUCUUCAACACUUGCUCCUCCAUGUUUCACUAAUGCACUUAAUCCAGUGUGUAUGGAUGUUGCACCUAGGCAUGAAUUAAAAAGUGCUCCCAGUGAGGAACCACAGUUAUUGUCUUUUUUGCCUUCAAACGUAACGUCUACUCUUGAUCUGGGAAAUUCUCAGCUCCUCAAUAGUCAGCAAUCAACUCUUCCAGAUUACCCUGAAGGUUUUUCCUUAACCCGUGAGUCAACAUCUAUUUCAACUUCUUUUCUGAACGAUAAUUGUAUCGAACAACGUAAUCGUUCAGAUGAAUCUUAUUUAAUGGAUAUUAAUUCAGAAGGUCCGGCUAAAAUUACACGGCAUUAUUUAUCUACUUUAGAUCCUGAUGAAAAUGUAGAUAACUCCCGAAACUCUUCCAGUGUACCACAUAGAGGUUAUGAAGAUCCUAAUUUCCAACCUUUUUACAAAACAUCACCAAAGUAUGAUUCGCAUCUGGUACAUCCAUUAGGUGUUCACCCAUCAUUUGAUAGAAAUUCUAAUAAAUGUAAUACAAGAUAUUUUUCUCCUACACAUACAUCAGUUUCAAGUGAACUUGCAUUGGCCACAUGUCCUCCAACUUCACCACUAAGUUGUUCCUCAUUAUCUAAUUCAGCAACUCCCCAGUUGAAUAUUUCUCCAUUAAAUGUUGAAUGUAGAGUUAAAAAUCCACCAAUGGAUGAUUUGAGUGGAGCUAAUUCCAGAUCAUCGGUUUCCUGCAGGUCAUUAAGAACCAACUGUGGGACAGAGUGUGAUUUUAAAACUGAUGAACCAAACCGUAAACGCGAACAACGUCUCUUAAAAAACAGAGAAGCUGCAAGGGAAUGUCGUAGAAAAAAGAAAGAAUAUGUAAAGUGUCUAGAAGCUCGAGUUAGUCUUUUAGAAAGUCAAAAUCAACAGCUGAUUGAAGAGCUUCAAAAAGUUAAAGCGCUUUGCUUUAAGGAGUUAUGCGGUUUAGGAUUAAAUAGUUCCACAGCUGCAUGCGCCGCAGCUGUUUUAGCUGCCGUGACCUCAGUGUCUGCUAACUACUCAGGUUCAGAUGCUGCAGAUGCUUCUGGAUUAGAUUCAACUGCCCGAUUUUCUUCAGAAUCUGAUCGUAAUAUAUGUGAAAGAUCCACUGAAGUGCAUCAUAUGGCUUCUGAAUUCGGAGAUGUACAACAACUUCAUGAUUGUCCACGCUCAACUCGUCAACGCAGACGUUCUGUGUUCACUGCACCUAAACUAUCGCCGUAUUCAAAUCAGGCUACAUGGUUAGGCCCGUAUUCCUUGAAGUGUUCCGAACCCUCUUCAAAUGUGACUUGUGGUACCAAUCACGUAAAUCGUUCUUCUUUUGAUGAAUCGCCAUCACAUUCAUGUGUACCACAAUUGCAUGACACAAAAGGUGACUGCGCAAAUAACCCUGUUACCAUCUCCUAUACGUCUCCGGUUAAUCCAGAUACAAUUAGUCCUCAUUCGGGUGAACAUUUACAACUUCAUUGCACUGAAUCGCACUCACUUUUAGUAGAAAGUAAAGUGGAUAGCAAUCGAUUACCACAGGAUUCAACACAUGAAAUGUCUAGUGAGUUACAAAGUUGGAAAUCACCCCAGUACCAUAACUAUGGUAAUCCCUACCAACAUCCUCGGUAUGCGGCAAAAAGAGCUUAUCGCAAUGUGUUAUUUAAUUCUUCCAAUACAAGUAGCGAGUCUGAAAAAAAACCAGAUCCCGUUGAUGAUAAACGUCUUUGUGAACCAGGAGCUAACGUCGAUGCUGUGACUGGUGCUGCAGUGAUUUUAGCUGCUGCAGCUGCUAUGGUCGCAGAAUCUGAAUCUUCUGCACCGGAAUCUAGACUGUCCGUCUAAACAUCCAUAUAUAUAUAUAUAUAUAUAUAUA